Notothenia coriiceps (black rockcod) is the source of this 312-nucleotide messenger RNA. Its product is annotated as centrosomal protein of 41 kDa-like. The transcript is spliced from 5 exons. Lineage: Eukaryota; Metazoa; Chordata; Actinopteri; Perciformes; Nototheniidae. Bases 18 to 302 code for a protein of 94 amino acids. Gene Ontology annotation, biological process: cilium assembly. Gene Ontology annotation, cellular component: ciliary basal body. The record is from RefSeq and is a predicted model, not a curated record.
CAUUUCGUUUUGAAAAGAUGUCGCUUAAACAGGGCAUCGGCAGUGUGGUGUACUUGAAAAAGAGGAUACCGAAAAAUGAGAAAUAUCAACAUGUCAAAACAAGGCUGGAUACAGGUUGCAGUCUCUCAAAGUAUAUGGAAAGGCUGGAAGACAUAAAAAAAAAUUACAGGUAUCAAAAUAAUGAAAUCUUUAAGCGGUUAAAGGUGACAACGUUUGCACAAUUGAUACUCCAGGUAGCCUCUGUAUCCGACCUGAAUGAAAGUGAGAUCGACGGUGAAUCCCACUGCCCAGAAGGUAAGUAGUAAAGUCACU